CUACUUGCUCACUGGGUCACAAUCCAUAAGCAAUAUUGCGUGAAUUACGGGACACGAGCUGGCGCCUGCUCUUUCAAGUUUAUUUACCUUAUCAAAGGUUGAUUUAUUUUUGCAUAUUUUAUUGUUGUGACCUGAAUUUCUGUCAGUGCAUUGAAGUAUUUCUCCUCGACGUGAAAUCACUAUGAGUGCAAACGAACGGAUUCUGGAAUGGCUUUUGUGUAUUUUGCUCGUUUUUGUGUUUUCGCUUCACUCAGCAGCUGGGAAUAUUAGAUACUCGAUUCCUGAAGAAAUGGCCGUUGGAUCAUUUGUGGGAAAUAUUGGCAAAGACCUGGGUUUGCAGCCUGAGAGGUUGGUUACCGGGCGAGCUCGGCUCUUUUCUCCGGGAGGCAGCGAAUACGUAGCGCUAGACAGAGAGGAAGAACAACUGGUCGUGCGGGAGAGAAUAGACAGGGAACAGCUAUGCGGGGAAGCGCCUGUAUGCAGCUUCAGUUUCGAAAUUAUUCUGGAAAGUCCGAUUGAGCUUUAUCGUGUUACGGUAGAAAUAUUAGAUAUCAACGAUAAUAGUCCAGUAUUUCCAAGGAGUGAAUUAAAAAUGGAAAUAAGCGAAUCGGCGGUACCGGGAGCGCGCUUUUCUCUUGAAAGUGCCCGCGACCUAGACGUUGGCGUAAACAGUCUUCAGGGCUAUUCUCUCCAUCCGACAGACCAUUUUGCUCUAAAGGUGCACAGUAGACCGGGUGGCAGCAAAAGCGUAGAGAUGAUUCUCCAAACACCGUUAGAUCGAGAGAAACAGGAACAGCUUAAUUUGAUGUUAACAGCUGUCGAUGGGGGGAAUCCUAAGCGUACAGGAACUGUUAAAAUAAACAUUGCGGUUCUGGAUGCAAAUGAUAAUGCUCCAGUAUUUAAACAAUCCGUUUAUAGGGCAUCAGUCCCCGAGAAUGCAGUUAAAGGUACAUUAGUGAUCACAGUGAGUGCCACGGAUGCGGAUAACGAAUCUAAUGGACACAUACAGUACUACUUUGAACAUGCUACACGCAACAUUAACGAACUCUUCAUUAUAAAUCCCUCAACCGGCGACAUAAUCGUAACUGGAGAGUUAGAUUUCGAAAAAUCAAAGUUACAUGAGAUUAAGGUGCAGGCUAAAGAUCAAGGCGGGUUGACGGAUUCUAGUGAUGUCCUAAUUGAAGUGCUUGAUGUGAACGACAACGCUCCGAAAAUGACAGUGAUGUCGUUUUCAAGCACACUGCCAGAAGACUCCGUGCCAGGUACCGUUAUAGCUAUGAUUAAUGUGCAAGAUCUGGAUUCUGGAGACAACGGAAGAGUGAAAUGUUCAAUUGAUACGGCUCUUCCAUUCAAAAUUGAAACAUCUUUAACAAACUAUUACAGUGUACUGACUGAUUCGGUCUUAGACAGAGAGCAGACAUCCGAAUAUAACAUCACAGUCAUUGCUGUUGACGGAGGAAGUCCCUCUCUUUCGAGUAAUCAAACUCUCCACUUAAAGAUUUCAGAUGUUAACGACCAUGCACCGCAAUUUGAGCAAGAAACAUACAAUGCUUACCUGAUGGAAAAUAACCCUCCGUCAUUUUCUGUUUUUUCCGUGAAAGCAAACGACGCGGACUGGGGUGCUAAUGCUCGGGUAUCGUAUUACAUCGAAGAGAGCGAUCUGAAUGGGUUACCUUUGAGCUCCUAUAUAUCAAUAAACGCAGACAGCGGGGUUAUUUACGCUGUAACGCCAUUUGAUUAUGAACAAAUAAAACUAAUUAAACUACGCGUUAAAGCGCAAGAUGCAGGUAGCCCACCUUUGAGCAGUAAUGCAACUGUUAGCAUAAUCAUUCAAGACCAGAACGACAACGCGCCUCAGGUUCUCUACCCAGUACAGACUGCUGGAUCUCUGGUGGCAGAAAUGGUGCCACGUUCAGCAGAAGUCGGCUAUCUGGUUACUAAAGUUGUGGCUGUUGAUGUGGACUCCGGACAGAAUGCCUGGCUCUCAUACAAACUGCUAAAACCAGCUGACAGACCACUGUUUGCAGUGGGCUUACAGAAUGGAGAAAUCAGAACUAUACGCCAGGUCAGUGAUAAAGAUGCUGUGAAGCAAAAACUAACUCUUAUAGUGGAGGACAACGGACAGCCGCCUCGUUCAGCAUCAGUCAACGUUAACGUGGCGGUGGCGGACAGCUUCCCUGAAAUACUCUCGGAAUUCACUGAUUUUACGCACGACAGGGAUUAUAAUGACGACUUGACUUUUUAUUUAAUUUUAUCUUUGGCUGUAGUUUCCUUCCUUUUUAUUGUAUCCAUCAUAACCAUAUUGUCAGUGAAAUGCUACAGAUGGAGACAUGAGCGGAUGUUUUAUAAAUCCGGGGGGAAUCUCCCAAUUAUCCCUUACUACCCACCGCUUUACGUCCUGGAGUAA
Molecule: messenger RNA, 2407 nt
Organism: Paramormyrops kingsleyae
Lineage: Eukaryota; Metazoa; Chordata; Actinopteri; Osteoglossiformes; Mormyridae
Source: RefSeq, a predicted model, not a curated record